AUGAAGAUAUUCGUUGUAUGCUUGGUCACCUGGGCCUUGAUAAACCUAGGGGACGUGCACGCGAACGAUGGCCAGGAGGUACCCGCUCUGCUAGAAAAUAUCUCGUCGGAUAACGGCAAGACUCAGAAGAACGAAGUCUCCGAUCAAACGGUCAGCGUACAUGCGGUAUCGUCCGAAUCAAAUGCACGGUCGAGCUCGAAACACGAGUCGUCGUCCUCCUAUUCGUCUGCGGUCGCUGAGAAACUGAGCAUUAGGGAUGAGUCCUCGCACGAGAAAGCCCAACAGGAAGCUUCGAAAACUGAAGAAAUGUCAUUGGUGAAAUUGGAAGCGAAAACGAAGGUCGAUCAGGAGGAUCAUCACAUCCAGGCGCAUCAGUCCGAGAAACACGACGCAAAAACUGUAAAGGAGAAGGAAGACGGGAAGCAAGAUGGCGGCGAGAUCUGGACGAACCAGGACUUAGACAAAAUCAACACGGAGAUAAAGUCCGACACGGACGGUAAGCAUAAAAUCAUCACGAAGACCUGGGUCGAGGAGGGUCCAGUGAUCGAGAGAAAAUCCUGGAAAUGGACCAAACACGUCGAGGACGAUUCGAAGAUCUCCUCGGAGAUUCGUUCCCUAACUGAGGCGAAGUCGCGCGCAGAGUCCCGUUUACGCGAGGAGUCUGAAGUACGAAUGAAGCUGGAGGCAGAGGUCGAGGCGGUUCGUUCCGAACUGAGGGAGAAGAAGCUAGCUCUAGAACGUGCGGAAACCAGGACGAGGCCCCAAUCGAAGGUUUGUUCGCAGACCGAAAUGUUGGUGAAGUCCAAAUCUCAGGCGUUGGUCGCGGCUCAGGCUGCGGUUCAAGCAGAGGCUGAAGUGGCUGCUGUUGCUGAGGCGAAGGCGAAGGUCGAAGCCGAGGCGAGGGCUGAGCUUCAAUCGAAGAUCCUGACUUUGUUAGAGACUCGAUCAUCAUGGAAAAAGGAGAUCGAUGAGGAGACGAUGAUGAAAAUAAAGAUAUCGGUGAAAACCUCAAAGGCCUCCAGCGCAGCCGCUAGGGCGGCCGUUGAGGCGAUCAGAACUGCGACUGAGGCUCGAGCGAACGCUGCGGCGAAGGCUCUGAUCGCUCAGCAGGCCGCCAUUGCGGAGGCGCGCGCGGUUGCCGAAGCCAGAGCCGCAUCGUCUGUUUUGAGCGCUGUGAUGGUGCAGGUCGAACUGUCGGCGAAGGCCUCGGCUGCCGCUCAGGCGAAAGCAUUAGCUAUCUCGAGGUCAAAGGUGGGCGCAGCUGCGGCUGCGAGCGCGGCCGCCGCAUAUGCUGAGGGCAGAGUCUCAGUUCUGAAGGAAUCUGUCGCAGCGGCGAUAGGUUCCGCGAAUGCAGCGGCCAGUGCGGCUGCGAGUGCAACGGGUGCUGUUUCGAUGGCGAAAACGCUGGCGAUGAACGCGAAGAAUCUAGCUGGGGACGUGGAUGCCACGCAGGCGCUAGCGCUAGCACAGGCGGAAGUCGCCGCUGCGGAGGUGCACGAGGCGGUCAAGGUGCAGACCGUGGCCAACACGGAAGUGGAUGUCGAGACGGCGAUUUUGGAGGCUACUGCUGCGGCUAAGGCGUCCGUUGCUGGAGCUGUGAGGGAUGGAAUUAUCGUUGGACUGGGGGAGAGUACGAAUGGUAAUAGCUUGGCGCAGGCGGAGGCGUUGCAGAAGGCUGUUAGCGGUUGGUCGAAUGAUGUAGGGAAAAUGAAGAUCCCAGCACUGCUCGCAACGUUCCUCUUUCUGUGGGGUCUGGCGUCGGCCGACCUGUCGCCACCCUCGAAGCACGGGAAGCUGUCGCCCCUGCUCCGUUUGGGGAAGGGUAGCGUGUCAGCGACCGCGUCCGCGGCGAUGGCCGCCAGGUCUGGUGCACGAGCCGGUAAGGUAGCCGCUGCGGCGCAGGCCGAGGCGAACGCGCAAGAGGCAGUGGCGACCGCCGCUGCGUCGACUGCAGCCUCGGCUCAGGCGUUGGUCGGCGGAAAAUCGUCCGCUGAGGCACUGGCCACCGCAGCUGCGCAGACGAGUAUUGCAGCGCGUGCCGCACAAGCGCAAGCCGCCCUCUCAGCCACGGCCAAGGAAAAGGCUCUCAUAGCUGCGAGAGCAGCCGCUGAGGCCAGCGCAGCGGCACGAGCUGCUCUGGCAGCGGAUAGGAAAGCUGAGGUUGCUGUCGCAAGGGCAGCCGCCUUGAAGGCUGAAGCAAGAGCCGCGGCUGCCGCUUUGGCCACCGCCAGGGUCGCCAGUGUCGCCACCGCAAGGGCUUCCGGCGAAGCGGAGGCUAGGAGCGAAGUCGCGGAACUGAUCGCCACCAUUGACAAGAAGAGCCGGGCGAUCAACCUCGAAUUGAACGCGAAAGCACGAGCCGCAGCGAAAGCAAGCGCCAGGAACAAGGAAUUAGCGGCCAUUGGAGCUAGUCUCGGCGAAGCUAAAGGAGUCGUCAAGAUACCGCAGCACGUGGAGAUCCCGAAACUUCCGAAGAUCGACUUGCACAAGGGCUGGAAGGACGUUAAGAUCGACGAGCACAAGGGAUGGAAGGACGAUGAGGUCGACUUGCACAAGGGAUGGGAGGACGAUAAGGACGACAAGAACGACGAUGACGAGCAUGAUAAGUAG
Molecule: messenger RNA, 2610 nt
Organism: Dufourea novaeangliae
Lineage: Eukaryota; Metazoa; Arthropoda; Insecta; Hymenoptera; Halictidae
Product: nuclease SbcCD subunit C-like
Exons: 2
Coding region: 1-2610 (869 amino acids)
Source: RefSeq, a predicted model, not a curated record